GUCACAACAUUGUUGAUCUCAAACGGGAUAAAAUCUUCAUCAUCACUACUGUCAUCAUCUGCUUUGGACGUGACUCUCCUCCUUUUUCUCCGGUUUACUACAUUUUUCUAUCUCCCUGAUGCUUUUGGUAUCAUAUCAUUCUUUCUCAUAACUUUUUUUCUGCUUCUUAUUCUUCAGCUCUUCCAACUCAUCAUCGUCUUCAAAAUCACCCAAACUCUCUCCUGAUGUAUCACAAACUAAAGAAAAAGUUUCAUCCUCUGAACAAUCAAACAGCUCAUUUUCAUUGACCUUAUAAGCCUCAUCUCAUUGUUCAUUAUGAUCUUUAUAACAUGAUCCUUUCCUCUUUGCCAUCUUCAUACACAGUCCAAUAAAAUCUAAAAGCCACUUCUUGAUUGAGGUGAGGUCAUAGCUUUAUGAUCAAGUCAAAUGUGUAGAACCAAUCAUCCUUCGAGAGAACGAUAAACAAUUGAGCAGAAUCCGACCAGAUGAUUUACAACUCUGAUUUAGAAAAUCUGGCACACAAAAAAAGGAACUCAUGAUGAUAGUUAUAAUAAACACCUUACGGUUACGCAAAAAAGGAACUCAUGAUGAUGUAAAACACACACAAUUCAUGGCAGGGCCAGGGGAGCACUUCUCAAAAGAAGCAUACCUUGCCGGAAGCAUUUCUCUAAAGAAGCAUACCUUGCCGGAAACCUUGCCAGAAGCAAAGAAGCAUCGUUGUUGCCGGAAUCUGUAUCCAUCAAAAUCGUCUCGCUUUGCUUCUAUAGCUCAUAGAAAUAGGCGUCGGCCUUAUCUAAGACACAGAUAGAAAUAAUAAAAUUGUAUGGUGAUAUCGUGGUGUCAAGAGAUUGUGCGUCUGGUGCAUAUGCCAAUUGCCCACUGACACUAUGCUAAGUUUUCCCGCUUGAGAAUUCCUGUUACAUUAUCGGUCUAUUGGAUGACAUCAAGCUCCAAGUAUGGGUUUAUAACACGACCUUCGAUUAAAAUAGGAUGUAAAACAGUUUAGUUCUUUCUCAAAUCUUUGAAGACCCUAAACAUGAAUCAAACUCUCAAAUAUUAUAUUAAGGGAUGUCUAUGAAUCAUUCUACAAUUCUAGCGUGGUACCACUCAGCGGUUUCGCUGAGCGUGUAGUUUGUAUUUUUCGUUGACUACAUGUAGGUAACAAGAAGACAAUGAUGGAACCUUUCCCGGAGGGCAUUGAGUCAGAGGAGAUGCAAGGAUGGCAGGCAAAUGUUGAUCAUUAGAUUUUUAAAUGUGUCAUGAUUUGAUUAUUAUUUUACUUCCGCAUUACUCUGAAAAUAUUUUUUUAAAUGGGUCGCGAUCCAGAGUCUGUAAAUUUAAUAUUUAUAAGUAAUUGUCAUUUUCAAAUGUCAAGCGAAAUUUUUAUUUAACUCUCGUUUCACCUUAAUUCGUGUAAUUCCGGGUUAUACGGAUUG
Molecule: messenger RNA, 1436 nt
Organism: Cuscuta campestris
Lineage: Eukaryota; Viridiplantae; Streptophyta; Magnoliopsida; Solanales; Convolvulaceae
Source: the annotation of a GenBank genome assembly